This is a messenger RNA of Striga hermonthica, 1374 nucleotides long. The record is from the annotation of a GenBank genome assembly. Lineage: Eukaryota; Viridiplantae; Streptophyta; Magnoliopsida; Lamiales; Orobanchaceae.
AUGAAAAUCCAUGUGAUCUGCAUUUUACUAACAAACAUCUUUAUUCAACUUCAAUCCUUGUCAUUAUCAGAAAUUGAGGUUGGUUAUCAGGUAACAAUUGCAAUUCCUACUGCCUACUCCAAAGGUUUUCAGGGCAGAGCUUUUCUGAUUGAAGCAGAACAAAAAACCGAGCCGUUUUUCAGGGCAGCGGUCAGCAUCGAGGCUGCUGACGAAUACGAGAAAUAUUCGUGCUCGAUCGAUGUUUUUCUUGGGGAUGUUAAGGUUUGGAGUUCGGGACACUUGUCGAGAUUCUACGCGGUCAAUAAAUGUGUGCUUGAGCUGACUGAAAAUGGUGACUUGAGGUUGAAGGGUGAGAAGGAAUUGAUUGGAUGGAGGAGUGGAACUUCAGGACAAGGUGUUAAGAGGCUACUCUUGCUAAGGACAGGGAACCUAGUUCUAGUCGAUGAAUUGAGCUCGAUAAAAUGGCAAAGUUUCAAUUUUCCGACCGACGUGAUGUUGUGGGGCCAAAGAUUAAGUGCUCGAACGUGGCUGACUUCGUUUCCAAUGAACUCGACAUUGUUCUACUCGCUGGAAAUCCAGCAUGAUAAAUUAGUGUUGUAUUUGAAUUCUGGCAAGUCGAAAUACUCUUAUUGGGAGUACCGGCCUAACGACGUGCGGGGCAUCACGUUCGUAAUGUUGUCUUCGAACGGGCUCGGCUUGUUCCACGGGAGCCACAAGUUUGUGGAGAUCCGACCGAAAGACCGGGAGCCCGUGAGGUUCAUGUCGCUCGACAACCGCACGGGCAAUUUGAUAUUCUACCGGUACUCGGAGGAGAGAAAGAAAUUCAAGGCUUGUUAUCUAGCGCUCAACUCUACUUGCGACCUCCCCCUGGCGUGCGGGCCCUAUGAGGUUUGCUCCUCGUCGGGCUCGUGCUCCUGCAUCGGGGUGUUCAAUUGCAAGAACGAAAAUCUCAAGGGGUUUUGUGGGAAGAAAAUAGAUGUGGAGAUGCUCGAGCUGCGAGGCGUAGUCAGCGUACUGAGGAGCGUUUCGUCUAGGGGUAAUAUCGGUAGAGACGAAUGCGCAAAGUCGUGUUUGAAUGAUUGUAAAUGUUUGGCUGUUGGGUAUGAUGGUAAUUUUGGAGAAUGUUUUUUGUAUGAAGUUGCUAGAGGGAUUAAACAAGUUGAAAAAAGAGGUAAAGUGGUGUAUAUGGUGAAGUUGCCUAAGGGAGUAGUAGUACAUAAUGGGCAUGGCGAGAAUUCUUGGCUAAAGAAAUGGGUUAUUGUUGUUGUGGGCUUGGUUGAUGGGCUUAUUAUUUUGAUUGUAUUGGGAGGAAUUGGAUAUUAUGUGAUUUUAAAAAGGAGAAGGAAUUUACUAGGUAGAGGACAAGGUACUUGA